AUGCCUAUAUUCUUUCAAUAUAUCCAAUCGGAAACCAUUUUCCGACGGGAAUUCAUCUAUUUACAGAAUCACUCUUUUUCAUUCUCUCAUUCCUUUCUCAUCGCAAGUCUGUUCUACCUGUUUAAUCCCCCGCUCUCCUCUCUAUCUCUCUCUACCUCCUCUUCCUCUCCUCUCUAUCUCUCUCUACCUCCUCUUCCUCUCCUCUCUAUCUCUCUCUACCUCCUCUUCCUCUCCUCUCUAUCUCUCUCUACCUCCUCUUCCUCUCCUCUCUAUCUCUCUACCUCCUCUUCCUCUCUCUAUCUCUCUCUACCUCCUCUUACUCUCCUCUCUAUCUCUCUCUACCUCCUCUUCCUCUCCUCUCUAUCUCUCUCUACCUCCUCUUCCUCUCCUGUCUAUCUUUCUGUCAUUGGAUUACAUCUAUGUUAUCAUGUCCCUCCCACACUCUUUUCAUAUCAAUAUCACUCUCUUUCACACUCUCAUUUGAGUAGAUGUACUUUUACGCCCCCGAUCAAUUCUCUUAUAUCACUUUCUCAUUCCUCCCCUCUCUCCUCUCCCUCUCUCCUCUCCCUCUCUCUGUAUCUCUCUCUUAUUUACCUCUUAAUCAGCAUAUAUUUUACUCUUUUUCCAAUUCAUCCUGUACCCCUCUCUCUCUCUCUCUGUCUCUCUCUCUCUAUUUCUUCUCCUUCUCUUUUACAUUCUGAUCUACUUCAAUAUAGCAUGUCUUUCCCCCACGUAAUUCUCUUUCUCUUUUUGUCUCAUUUUCUCUUUCUCUUUACCUCUCUGUUUCUGUCUCUCACCCUCUCUUUCAAUUACGUGACCGAAUAUUCUGUGGAUACACGAGAGUAA
This is a messenger RNA of Acanthosepion pharaonis, 846 nucleotides long. The record is from the annotation of a GenBank genome assembly. Lineage: Eukaryota; Metazoa; Mollusca; Cephalopoda; Sepiida; Sepiidae.